UAAAUUCUGCCAUUAUGUAUCAAAAUCUUGGAAAUCUUGCAUUUCCUCGAGACAAUCCGUGAAGAAUCCUUUUAUCGAUGCGAAGUAUGUGUUUGAUUAAAAGAAUGAUCAAAAAAUGAUUCUAUAUAGUAGGAUCCAACUUCAAAUAAAAGGAAGAUGUCAAUUUUAUGACGAUUUUUAACUAAAUAUUUCGAACGAAUACCAUCAAAAAAUAAGAUUUAUCGUACUGAUAAAUUCUUCUACGACCUAUAUCAAUGUAUAGUGCAAAAUUUUGCACAUUGUAGAAAAAAUAUUUUCGAUACAACCUUGUAUCUCUUCCAUUGCGUUUAUUAAAUUAAUUUCAGAAUAUAGUAACACAAAUAUCUAUCAUACAUACAGAAAUGGCCGAAGAAAAUAAGAAGGAUACCAAAAAUCAAGUAGAAGAAUUGUACGCAUGGAUCUCUAAGAUUCCACUUUCAAAAUCAACAAAGAAUUUAUCUAGAGACCUUUCGGAUGCUGUAAUAAUAGCGGAAAUCCUUAAAAUGUAUUACCCUCGCUAUGUUGACCUCCAUAAUUACGUACCAGCCAACAGUUUAACUACGAAGAUAGAAAAUUGGAAAGUGUUAAAUCGAAAAGUACUAAAUAAAAUUGAUAUGAAAUUAACUAAAAAUGUUAUUAAUCAGUUAGCAAACUGUCAUCCUGGAGCUGCUGAAAAUAUGUUAUUAGAAAUAAGAAAGAAAAUUAUAAAAGAUGGAAUUGAGCCCAGGAAUCUUCAGAACCUACCACAAAAUGACUCUAUCGAAGAAGGCAAUAAUAUAAAAGUUACGGCAAAGUUAUCAAAGAAAUCAAUGUCAAGUCCUACUAGUCACCCAAUUUUGAAGGCUCUUGAUUGUAAGAGAUCAAUAUUUACACGCGCCAGAGAAAUGUUCUACUUUAUAUUGGAAUGGCUCAUAAGUUGGUUAUACACCUGGAAUUACUUUCAAAAUAUAAAGUUUCAAUUAGAGAAUCAAAAUUCGUUGAAAGAAGAUGCCGAGGCGUCUAGAACACGAAGAACAUCGGAGAAUAUCAACGAAGAAGACGCUGUUCCUCGUCACGUAUACGCGCAAUUAAGACGAAAAAUCCGGAAGAUCGACGAUAUUAUCUGCACCCUAAAUCACAAGCUUGCGUACCUUGAGAGCACGAUAAAGCUGAAAGACCUGCGAAUAUCCAACUUAACGUCGGAAAUCAUAGACAACACUGUGGAAUCCAAGCAAUUUGCAAAAAACCAAAUAAACGAUGCACAAACUUCGAUCGCAUAAUGUUCAGAAAAAAGUAAAAAUAGAGAAACAGUGCCAAUGAUACUAAAUAAAUACAAUUACCAUAGAACUAAUUAGGAUAUUUGUCGCUUUAUUUUUUUUUAAAGAUGAUAUACAUUAAUUCUCCACGUAUGAUAUAGAUAUAUUAGUUACAAUCAUAAAAUUUUUAUGUACCUCUACGUUCACAUAACUUCAACGAAACGUUUAGUGAUAAUUUCUUUGUAUAAUAAUACUCGUUUCGUAUACUCCUAAUUGUGUAUAAUCGCU
Bombus pyrosoma is the source of this 1541-nucleotide messenger RNA. RefSeq lists its product as uncharacterized. NCBI's taxonomy places the organism in Eukaryota, Metazoa, Arthropoda, Insecta, Hymenoptera, Apidae. The transcript has 4 exons. Gene Ontology annotation, biological process: regulation of cytoskeleton organization. Gene Ontology annotation, cellular component: axoneme. Gene Ontology annotation, molecular function: microtubule binding. The record is from RefSeq and is a predicted model, not a curated record. Bases 381 to 1277 code for a protein of 298 amino acids.